ACACCAACUGUUUCCUGUCCAUUCUUUAGUUAUGUUCUGUUUUUUCAGACUGUUGACUAGUUCAAACAAACAAUAGGUUUUUGUGAUUUCUUGUCUUAGACCGGUUUCGGUUUGUGUCGGUUAGUCGGUUAUAGUUCUGCACAUUCUGUUUGUAGAUAUAAGAAGAAGCGUAAUCAAAUGGGUUCAACAAGUAGUUCCACGUCCGUAUUAAUGAAAUAACCAAAGAAUAUCAAGGUAAUCAUCAAAAACUUUUCAAGCUUGAGGCAGUGCUAUGGCGUUUGAAAAUGGCUACAUGUACCAAGGCCUCAACAGGAUUGGCAGAGGGGCUUAUGGUACGGUUUACAAGGCUACAGAGAAGACCACCGGACUCGACGUUGCUCUGAAGAAAGUAUGCGUUCAAUUGACGGAAGAUGGUGUUCCUAUGAAUACGCUGCGGGAGAUAUCCCUCCUGAGGCAACUCAACACCAGUAAUCACCCCAAUAUCGUUCGUUUGCUGGAUGUGUGUCACGGUCAACAAAUGGAAAGGGAACUCAUAAUGUACCUAGUGUUCGAGCACGUUGAGCAAGACUUAUACACAUACAUAGAGAAACACCCAAGGGGCUUCAGCACAAUCGAGAUCAGGAACCUUUCUAGGGAAAUUCUGGAUGGAGUCGACUUCUUGCACAGCAACAGGGUUGUCCACAGAGACUUGAAACCACAGAAUUUGCUGGUGACUAAAGACGGGCAUAUCAAGCUAGCCGAUUUCGGACUCGCCAAGACUUAUGAUUUUGAUAUGAAAUUGACUUCGGUGGUGGUGACUUUGUGGUACAGAGCCCCAGAGGUUCUUUUAGGAUUGCAGUACGCCACCCCUGUGGAUAUUUGGUCAGUAGGUUGCAUAAUGGUGGAACUGUACAGUUUAAAACCGCUGUUUUGCGGUACUUCAGAAGGGGAUCAACUCAGUAAGAUAUUCAGGGUGUUGGGAAAACCCCCCCAGAAUGAGUGGCCAGAAGAAACCGUCUCCAUCAAGUGGAACGCGUUCGACAUAGUGAAUCAAGUAAGACUGGGACAGAUUGCGCCAAACAUAUGCGAGACCGCUCAGGAUUUGAUAAUGCGAAUGCUGACCUUCAAUCCCAAGAAACGUAUCACAGCCCUCAAAGCUUUGAGCCAUCAGUUUUUCACAGAGGAACCUCUCAAUACGUAACGGCUAUGUUGUGAUAUCGGAUUUUCCCUGAUAUCGGUUUUAAUAUUUAAGGUAACUAAUAAAUUGUGUAUUUUA
Molecule: messenger RNA, 1255 nt
Organism: Leptinotarsa decemlineata (Colorado potato beetle)
Lineage: Eukaryota; Metazoa; Arthropoda; Insecta; Coleoptera; Chrysomelidae
Product: Cyclin-dependent kinase 4
Biological process (GO): protein phosphorylation; regulation of gene expression; regulation of G2/M transition of mitotic cell cycle
Cellular component (GO): nucleus; cytoplasm; cyclin-dependent protein kinase holoenzyme complex
Molecular function (GO): cyclin binding; ATP binding; cyclin-dependent protein serine/threonine kinase activity
Source: RefSeq, a predicted model, not a curated record